UUAGGUAGUUUCUGUGGUUUUCUCUAACUUUGGUUUGGUAGUUGAUUACUUGAGGAGGUACUUCAAAAUCUUCCGUCUCUGUGUCUCUCUCUCUUCGUCUUCUUCAUUACGCGUCUUCUUCUUCUUCUUCUUCUUCAACAUUUUGCCCCUCUCUCUUUAAUUAGCUGCAGCUCACCUUUCACUAUCUCUCAAUAUCUCUUUCUUCGAUAUUUAUUGUCAACUUGUGUGUGUGCGUACAUUUGGAGAAUCAGUAAACAGUUUGGAUUCACUCAAAUACCUACCUUUCACCUAUCUUCUUCAUUGCUUCUUUAGAACAAACUAAGAAAAUCUUCUGAGAUUCGUCUUCAAAGCUUGUUAUUGCAUGUUUUGAUGGGAGUUGUAACGACUGGAUCUCUCUGGACCAACGAGUUGGGUUGACUUGACCUCGGAAGUUACCUCUCUCCCUCUCUAGAGAUUGCGUGUGUGUCAGUUUACUCUUUUGUCGGUAAUAUGAAUACUGGUGGUCGGCUCAUCGCUGGUUCUCACAACAGGAAUGAGUUCGUCUUAAUUAAUGCAGACGAGAGUGCCAGAAUAAGAUCAGUGGAAGAGCUAAGUGGGCAAACAUGUCAAAUCUGUGGAGAUGAGAUAGAGCUGAGUGUUGAUGGAGAGUCUUUUGUGGCAUGUAAUGAAUGUGCUUUCCCUGUCUGUAGACCUUGCUAUGAGUAUGAGAGACGAGAAGGAAACCAAUCUUGUCCUCAGUGCAAAACUCGUUACAAGCGCAUCAAAGGAAGUCCAAGGGUUGAAGGAGAUGAGGAGGAUGAUGGAAUUGAUGAUCUUGAUUUUGAGUUUGAUUUUAGUAGGAGUGGCCUUGAAUCUGAAACUUUCUCUCGCCGCAACUCCGAGUUUGAUUUGGCCUCUGCUCCACCUGGCUCACAGAUCCCUUUGUUGACUUAUGGAGAGGAGGACGUUGAGAUUUCUUCUGAUAGUCAUGCUCUCAUUGUUUCUCCAUCACCUGGUCAUAUCCAUAGGGUUCAUCAACCUCAUUUUGCUGACCCCGCCGCACAUCCAAGACCAAUGGUACCUCAGAAAGACCUUGCGGUCUAUGGAUAUGGAAGUGUUGCGUGGAAGGAUCGUAUGGAAGAGUGGAAGAGAAAGCAGAAUGAAAAAUAUCAGGUGGUUAAACACGAUGGAGAUUCUAGUCUUGGAGACGGAGAUGAUGCUGAAAUUCCCAUGAUGGAUGAGGGAAGGCAGCCUCUGUCUAGGAAAGUACCAAUAAAGUCGAGCAAAAUAAAUCCGUACAGGAUGCUAAUCAUUCUCCGUCUUGUGAUUCUCGGUCUCUUUUUCCACUACCGUAUUCUUCACCCCGUCAAUGAUGCUUACGCCUUGUGGCUAAUAUCCGUGAUAUGCGAAAUAUGGUUUGCGGUUUCAUGGGUUCUUGAUCAGUUCCCUAAAUGGUAUCCUAUAGAAAGAGAAACAUACUUGGACCGGCUCUCAUUGAGGUACGAGAAAGAAGGGAAACCAUCUGAACUAGCUGGUGUGGAUGUUUUUGUGAGUACGGUGGAUCCGUUGAAAGAGCCUCCGCUUAUUACAGCAAACACUGUUCUGUCUAUUCUUGCGGUUGAUUAUCCGGUAGACAGGGUUGCUUGUUAUGUAUCUGAUGAUGGUGCUGCUAUGCUUACCUUUGAAGCCCUUUCAGAAACAGCAGAAUUUGCAAGGAAAUGGGUUCCUUUCUGUAAAAAAUACAGUAUCGAGCCACGUGCUCCCGAAUGGUACUUUUGCCACAAGAUGGAUUAUUUAAAGAAUAAAGUUCACCCUGCAUUUGUAAGGGAACGCCGAGCAAUGAAGAGAGAUUAUGAAGAAUUCAAGGUUAAGAUCAAUGCUUUAGUUGCGACUGCACAAAAAGUGCCUGAAGAAGGUUGGACUAUGCAAGACGGUACUCCUUGGCCCGGUAACAACGUGCGAGAUCAUCCUGGCAUGAUCCAGGUUUUCCUUGGAAAUAAUGGUGUUCGCGAUGUAGAAAACAACGAGUUGCCUCGGCUGGUUUAUGUUUCUCGUGAGAAGAGACCCGGAUUCGACCAUCACAAGAAGGCUGGAGCCAUGAACUCUCUGAUACGAGUUUCUGGAGUUCUAUCAAAUGCUCCUUAUCUUCUAAAUGUCGAUUGUGAUCACUACAUCAAUAAUAGCAAAGCUCUUAGAGAAGCAAUGUGUUUCAUGAUGGAUCCUCAGUCGGGAAAGAAAAUUUGUUAUGUUCAAUUCCCUCAAAGAUUCGAUGGGAUUGAUAAAAGUGACAGAUACUCUAAUCGUAAUGUUGUAUUCUUCGAUAUUAAUAUGAAAGGUUUGGAUGGAUUACAAGGGCCUAUAUACGUUGGAACCGGGUGUGUUUUUAGGAGACAAGCACUUUAUGGAUUUGAUGCCCCAAAAAAGAAGAAGACUAAGCGUAUGACUUGCAAUUGCUGGCCUAAAUGGUGUUUGUUUUGUUGUGGUCUAAGAAAGAAUCGUAAGACAAAGACAACUGUUAAGAAAAAGAAGAACAGGGAAGCCUCAAAGCAGAUACACGCACUAGAAAAUAUUGAAGAGGGCACCAAAGGCACUAAUAAUGCGGUGAAAUCACCAGAGGCGGCACAACUGAAGUUGGAGAAGAAGUUUGGACAGUCUCCUGUUUUUGUUGCGUCUGCUGGUAUGGAGAAUGGUGGGCUUGCUAGGAAUGCGAGUCCGGCUUCUCUGCUUAGAGAAGCCAUCCAAGUCAUUAGUUGUGGAUAUGAAGAUAAAACCGAAUGGGGAAAAGAGAUUGGGUGGAUCUAUGGUUCUGUCACCGAGGAUAUCCUUACGGGUUUCAAGAUGCAUUCUCAUGGCUGGAGAUCGGUUUACUGUACACCCAAGAGACCGGCUUUUAAAGGAUCAGCACCUAUCAAUCUUUCUGACCGUCUUCAUCAAGUUCUUCGGUGGGCGCUUGGGUCUGUUGAGAUUUUCUUGAGCAGACAUUGUCCUAUUUGGUAUGGUUACGGAGGUGGUUUGAAAUGGCUCGAGAGAUUGUCUUACAUCAACUCUGUGGUUUAUCCAUGGACCUCUAUUCCACUCCUCGUUUACUGUUCUCUCCCUGCUAUCUGUCUUCUCACCGGAAAAUUCAUCGUCCCCGAGAUUAGCAACUAUGCAAGUAUCCUCUUCAUGGCACUUUUCGGGUCGAUUGCUGUAACGGGCAUUCUCGAGAUGCAAUGGGGUAAAGUAGGGAUUGAUGAUUGGUGGAGAAACGAACAGUUUUGGGUGAUUGGAGGUGUUUCAGCUCAUCUCUUUGCUCUCUUCCAAGGUCUCCUCAAGGUUUUAGCCGGUGUCGACACAAACUUCACGGUCACAUCUAAAGCAGCUGAUGAUGGUGAAUUCUCUGACCUUUACAUCUUCAAAUGGACUUCACUCUUGAUCCCUCCGACCACACUCCUCAUCAUAAACGUAAUCGGAGUCAUAGUCGGAAUCUCUGAUGCGAUCAGUAACGGAUAUGACUCUUGGGGACCGCUUUUCGGGAGAUUGUUCUUUGCGUUUUGGGUCAUCCUCCAUCUAUAUCCUUUCCUUAAAGGUCUGCUUGGGAAACAAGACAGAAUGCCAACAAUCAUUCUUGUCUGGUCGAUCCUUCUCGCCUCUAUCCUUACGCUUCUUUGGGUCAGAGUCAAUCCGUUUGUGGCGAAAGGCGAUCCUAUCCUCGAGAUCUGCGGUUUGGACUGCCUUUGAUUGAACUCAGAGUUGAUGUGAUGAUACGUAACAAAUUUUCCACAGAGGUAAGUAAAGAGGAAAGAGUCACACAUUUGUUUGUUUACUGUGUUGUUAAUUAUUAUUGUUGGGAACAAAAGAUCCUUGUUAGAUUGAACACGAAAAGAAGAAGGAUUUAGAUAAAUAAUGUUAUUCUUUUGGAAGAUGUUGUAAUGUAGAUAUAGAAGAAGGUGGUGUCGUCUUGUUAUUUUUUUUGGGUGAAUGUGGAACAGAAAAGAGAGGUGUUAUCUUAUUAAUUCUUUCACUGAAAUAUUUUGAGAAA
Molecule: messenger RNA, 4000 nt
Organism: Arabidopsis lyrata subsp. lyrata
Lineage: Eukaryota; Viridiplantae; Streptophyta; Magnoliopsida; Brassicales; Brassicaceae
Product: cellulose synthase A catalytic subunit 5 [UDP-forming]
Exons: 13
Coding region: 490-3699 (1069 amino acids)
Biological process (GO): cellulose biosynthetic process; plant-type primary cell wall biogenesis
Cellular component (GO): trans-Golgi network; plasma membrane
Molecular function (GO): cellulose synthase (UDP-forming) activity
Source: RefSeq, a predicted model, not a curated record